ACCCCGCCUCCUAAUAAUUAAAAUAGGCGUGUCUGUAUUAAAUUCUCCCCCUCCUUUUCUUUCCCACAUACUACAGCCAUCAUGCCUACAUUUGCAGUUAAGGUAAAAUGGGGUAAGGUGAAGUAUGAUGACUUGGAACUCAACACUGAUGAGCCUCCAGUGAUAUUUAAGAGUCAACUAUUCUCACUAACAGGUGUACCACUGGAGCGACAGAGACUAAUGAUUGCUGGUCAAUCCAUUGGUGAUGAUACGUGGACUGAUCCUGUUAUCAAGAAAAUAAAACCAAACUGUAUGUUCAUGUUAAUGGGUUCAGCUGAUGCCCUACCUACUGCCCCCAAAGAGAAGACAAUAUUCAUUGAAGAUAUGACUGAAGCUGAUGCCGCCAGACUACUUGAGGUUCCAUUUGGUCUUCAUAAUCUUGGAAACACGUGCUACAUGAACGCAUCAUUACAAUGUAUUAGAGCCAUACCUGAACUACGCAGGGAAAUAUUAGAUUUCACUGGUCAUCAUGGACUGGUGGAAGGAUUAGACGUUGCUUCACACGAACUAACAGCAAGAAUGAAUGAACUCUUCGUUUCAAUGGAGAAAAGAGAGCCACAGCUUGAGCUGGCCCUAUUCCUUCAAGGUCUUCAAACAGUUGUUCCUCAUUUUGCUACUAAAGACGAAAGUUCCGGAGUAUUCCAGCAGCAGGACGCUCACGAGUGCUGGCAAAAACUCCUCAGUAUACUCAAGAUAACUCUCAAGGCAACGGAUGGCGGAGAUGGGAGCUCAAUAGAUAAAUUAAACUACUCUUUAUUGUACAUUGUAGAUGUUAAAUUGCAGCAUAGUUACAAGUGCCUUGAGAGUGAGGAUGAGAUGGAGACUAUGGAGUUUGAGGACAGUCUCCAGUUGUCGUGCUUCAUUGAACAAGAAGUGAAGUACUUGCAUACCGGAAUAACUAAAGGUUUAAAAGGUACCAUAGAGAAGGCCUCUCCGACAUUAUCAAGAAAUGCUAGCUAUCAGAAAGUGUCUGCAGUGACUAGGCUGCCGGCCUACCUCACAAUCCAGUUUGUGAGGUUCUUUCACGGCCGAUCAGGGGCAUCAGAAGAUCUCGUAUCAAAGAAAAUCCUAAAAGAUGUCAAAUUUCAAUUACAUUUUGAUGCGUUUGAUUUCUGUUCUCCUGAACUUAAAGAAAAGAUGCUCCCAAUACGUAGGAAGUAUAAAGAAGUUGAAGAUCGCAAAAUGGCUAUUCAAGCUAAGAGGAUCACGGAGGGUGUGAUAGGGAAGGACUCUUCAAAGGAAGCUAGUCAUGUCCUGUAUGAACCAUACAGCUUCCGUGAAGAUCCAGGUAGUAACAACAGUGGAUACUAUGAACUGAUAGCAGUCCUCACUCACAGAGGAAGGAGCUCAUCCUCUGGACAUUAUGUAGCCUGGGUUAGGAAGCAACCUGGUCAAUGGUUUAAAUAUGAUGAUGAUGAUGUCACGAUGGUAACAGAUGAAGAAAUUAAAAAACUAUCAGGAGGAGGGGAUUGGCAUAUGGCAUAUAUACUGGUGUAUGGCCCUAGACCACUUGAAAUAGUCAAAGAACAGCAAUGAAACAAGAGUACUAGUUGACACACACAAUUUAAACUGUCAAUUACGACUGAUAAGUGUAUGUGUGUUUAUAGCAUUGUUAUUAUUAUUAUUGUUAUUAUUAUUAUUAUGAUUAUUUUCAAUUAUAAAGUUGUUGUUGUUGUAUGCU
Molecule: messenger RNA, 1720 nt
Organism: Amphimedon queenslandica
Lineage: Eukaryota; Metazoa; Porifera; Demospongiae; Haplosclerida; Niphatidae
Product: ubiquitin carboxyl-terminal hydrolase 14-like
Exons: 15
Coding region: 82-1575 (497 amino acids)
Biological process (GO): proteasome-mediated ubiquitin-dependent protein catabolic process; protein deubiquitination; regulation of proteasomal protein catabolic process
Molecular function (GO): protein binding; proteasome binding; cysteine-type deubiquitinase activity
Source: RefSeq, a predicted model, not a curated record